GUGCAAAAGCUGAGUAUUAAACUGAAAUUGGUUCAGAAUACAACUAUCGUGUCCUAGUGUUAAUUUACUAUAUUGAAGACAUUUCCUGAACUGUAAACUGAACCACAGCAAUGUACGCGAGGCUUAAAAACUUUGUCGAAUUGUCUUGCGAAACUGUUAUUUUCGGACCUAAAAACGAGUGAAAGACGCCAUGGAAAAACAGAAAAUGGUUGAUAUAGGGGAGGCGGCCGGUGGCGGCUAGACUAGUGUGGUGUAAGUGACAUAGUGUUAGUGUUAGAGAGAGCAUGGUGGCUCGGGAUCUACACGACAUGCCGUCCUAUGCGCGGCUUCUGCAGGGAGAAGAGGAUGAUUUCUUCUCCCUGGACCAGAACCAACAUAUCCAUGGGAAUGUGUACUAUGACCUACAACCUGUCACGGAGACUUCUUGCUCUACACCCAUGUACCUUGGAGGAGGACAGACAAUAACUUCUAGUGGUGUGGGGAUGGAAAUCCCUCAAGUGGACAGCACGAGAGAGCAUCUGUCGAAGAAAAGAAAAGCGCCUUCCUAUCAUGAGGGCAGUGACUUUGGUGAUGAUACUGGCGAUGACUCGAAAUCGCUUCAUACGGGUGAUAAUAAAAAACAGAACCAUAGUGAGAUAGAGAAGAGACGGAGAGACAAGAUGAACACUUACAUAACAGAGUUGUCGUCCAUGGUGCCGAUGUGUCAUGCGAUGAGUCGUAAGCUGGACAAGCUUACGGUACUGAGAAUGGCAGUGCAACACCUCAAGACCAUCAGAGGAGCUGUACACUCCUACACCGAGGGACACUACAAACCCUCCUUCCUCUCCGAUCAGGAACUCAAACAGCUGAUUUUACAGGCUGCUGAGGGGUUUCUUUUUGUUGUUGGCUGUGAUAGAGGCAGGAUUCUGUAUGUUUCGGAAUCCGUCUCCCAGAUUUUAAAUUAUGCACAGGGUGACCUGCUUGGUCAGAGUUGGUUUGAUAUUCUUCAUCCGAAGGACGUUGCUAAGGUGAAAGAACAACUCUCUUCUUCCGACCUGAGUCCACGAGAGAGGCUAAUUGAUGCCAAAACGAUGUUGCCAGUAAAGACUGAUAUACCCCAAGGCCUUUCCAGAUUGUGUCCUGGAGCCAGACGUUCAUUCUUCUGUCGUAUGAAGUGUAAAGUGUCGUCCUCAAUCAAAGAAGAGGCUGACACGACAACAGGGUGCCAUAGGCGGAAAAAACAACAACUUUCGGAUCGGAGGUACAGCGUGAUCCAUUGCACUGGGUACCUCAAGUCUUGGGCUCCAGCGAAGAUCGGACUGGAUGACCAUGAGGGGGAGGGGGAGGGAGACGCUUGUAACCUUUCUUGUCUGGUCGCUGUCGGACGAGUGUUGCCAACUCAGGUGCCAGUAGAGCCACCACGAUCACACCAACAUCGACCCAACGUGCGGCCGAUACAGUUCAUCUCUCGGCAUGCACUCGACGGAAAGUUCCUCUUUGCAGACCAACAAGCAACUCUGGUCCUUGGAUUCCUACCUCAAGAACUUUUAGGAACCAGUAUGUACGAAUAUUACCACCAAGAAGACAUAACUCAUCUUGCUGAAUCGCACAAAACUGCUCUUCACAAUCAAGAGACUGUUAGAACUCAGAUUUAUAGGUUUAGAAGUAAAGAAGGCUCUUUUGUUCGUCUUCAAAGUGAGUGGAAGGCAUUUAGAAAUCCUUGGACCAAAGAUGUAGAAUACCUCAUAGCGAAAAAUAAACUUUGUUUAUCGGAUGUCAAGGUUGAGAGCAGUCAGUCAACACGUUCUGAAGGCCCAACUCAAUCUCAGAGCAAUUUUGAUUUCUUCUCUGGAACUCAAAGCAAUGGCAAUGGUCUGGGCAGCAGGGAGAUGUCUCGUAUGAUCAGCACACAUGUAGAGGCCAGCAAGAUCGGCAGACAGAUCGCUGAAGAAGUAUUGGAUCUGCAGAGGAAAGGAGGGGACUCAUCGUCUCCUAACAGCACACCUUCCCCUUCCCACAAAGAUCCUAUAGCAGAGCAGUCACAAGUAGUCAGUUCUGUGGUCCAUGAUCUCCCUAGUCAGAGUCUCAUGUCGUGUAACAACAGUCCAGGCAGUGAGGUGAAUGCAUACAGCAGCGCAGUACGUAACAAUGUCACACUUUCCAGCAUUGCUAACGACUCAGGUGACCCGGAUGAAGUUAUAGAUAUGAUAGACCAAACAGAGUCACCCAACACAGAUGUGCAGAGUUUAAACAACCAUGGCAAUGAUGAAGCUGCCAUGGCAGUGAUCAUGAGUUUGUUGGAAGCUGAUGCUGGUCUUGGAGGCCCAGUGGAUUUCACUGGUCUCCCAUGGCCUCUACCAUAGCCUUCAAUGGUCUCUAUCUCUCCUAUUGCCUCAGUUUCUUAACUUCUCUUGCCUUUAUCGCAGUCUCGUAUUGACUCCAUUUUAACUUCUUGUGGCCAUCAGCCAAGCCUCCUUAUGGUCUUUAAACAAGCCUCUCAUGGCCUCAAUUGUAGCCUUCCAUUACCACCUUCUUAAUUUCUCAUCGCCCUUAACCAAACCUUCAUGGCUUCUACCAUAGCUUCUUCUAUACAAAACCGCAGCGAGAUGAAAGUGGCAACCUUACUGAAACAGCCUUAUUUUUGUAAUGGAGUGUAUUUACAGAUUGUUAUUCCUGCUAUUACCACAGCAAUAAGCAUUCCUGUGCGAUGUUGCCGACCACACACCAACGCCACGACCUUUUAUCAGAGGAGGCUAUAAUUCUUCCAUUGUUUCCAAUGAUCUUACCUUAAUCUGUUGUGGCCUCUAGCCCAACUUCGCUUUAACAAUUAUACUCCAACCAAACCUCCCUAAUGCAUACCUCAACCUCACUCUGCCUCUCAUUGCUUAAACUUAACCAUUCUUUAGUAUGUAAAAAAGUCUCUCAAUUCUUAUCGAAUAGCUAGCUGUUCUUGGCAUCCACUCUAGCCUCUUUUGUGGUAUUGAAUACUAACAAAGACUUUCCAUUGAAAAUAUAAUUAGCAUAUCACAAGCAACACUAAUUCUCUUAUUACUUCCAUUGAGUUUUUAAGGUCAGGUUGGACACUAAACUUGUAACUGUUAGCAAGUGAUGGUUAUGCAAGAGCAAAUUUAAAAUUGUAUACAUUUUAAAUCUUGCAAAUAAAUCCCCUACUUUACAUCAUAUAAAAUAUUUUUUAAUUGCCCAUUAAAAGCCCCAGUGAAGUUAUUUUUUUAGUUUGUUGAUGCAAUUGGUUUUUUUAUUAUGAAGUAUCUAUAAAGAUCCUUAAAAAAGGAGCGGCAUGAUAUAAAAACUAAGUGAGCGAGUAAACGUAAAGUUAUCAUUUACAUUUUAAUGAAUUUGCUCAUUACCACUGGCUAGAUUUUUAAUUGCUGAUUUUUUAAGUUUAGAAACAUUUUUGCACUUAGACGCAUAAUGAGGAGAAUACAUUUCACUGCUGCUCUAGACUAAAACAUCUUACUCACUGGACAACAAUGGAUUCUAUUCCUUAGAUAGAUUCUUCUGGAUUAAGUAGAGAACUUUUGUGUUACCAUUUUUGUUAUGUUUGUGUUUUCUCUUGCUGUUUUAUUGAUAGUUUGUUAACUAUUGCUGUUAAAACAAAAAAUAAAAAUGUGUUAGAAUCUGUAAGAUAAAUCAACAUCAACAUCUUCAUUGUGUAUGAUGGGACAUGUGAGCUGUAUGUUAAUAAAAUUACCUACAACUAUUUAUUGUCACCUUUGUUAUAUUGUUGAUUUUGAACUAAUUUAUAAAAAUAUGUUUUUGUGAACGUAAUAAUUUUUACGUUGAGGAUUUGUUUUUGUAAUUUGUAUGCUUUUUACAUUAUUUUUCAAAAGUUUAUUUUGUUGAAUUUGGAGAAAUGUUUAUAUUUUUAAGUAAUAAUAAUUUUUGCUAGGAUAUUUUAUUGAAAUUACUAUUUAAAAAAUGAUCAACCCUUCUUCGGAAAAUAUUGUAAAAUGCUCAUGGCAUGGACCCCAGAUUGGACUAUUUUUGGGGGUGAAAAUGAAAUAGCACACUGUAGAAACACAUUUGAUAUGUAACACCAUAAUAAUACAACAGUAAUAUAACUAUUCAGUUCUUAAAUUAAGUAACUGUAAAGAUAAUAAUUUGAAGACCUUGUUAUUAUUAAUUAGUAAUUAUUGUUAAGAAAGGCAAAAUAUUAUUGUACUGGAAAUACACCUAUGUUAGUUUUCAGUUCAUCUGCAUCAAUUUAAUCCCAUCAAACUUUUAUGAUGCAUUUUAAACAGUGGGACGAUCAUGGUAAUAUAAUAAUGUAUAUAUACAAUAAAAGUUUUAACUACCAUCUUUGACUAUCAAUUCUACCAUGUAAAUAUUUUGUAAAUUUUGAAUGUAAAUUUAUCAAUAUGUGAUUUUGUGAAUACUAGUAGGUUUAAUUGAUAUGUAAAUAGUCCUGUACCUGUAAUUAGUGUCUAGGAAAAAAUGUGUUAGCUAGGAAAAUGUACAAUUAAUUUUGUAAAAAGUAAAAUGUGAAGAAGUACUA
This is a messenger RNA of Macrosteles quadrilineatus (aster leafhopper), 4495 nucleotides long. RefSeq names its product protein cycle. Gene Ontology annotation, molecular function: DNA-binding transcription factor activity, RNA polymerase II-specific; RNA polymerase II cis-regulatory region sequence-specific DNA binding; protein dimerization activity. Lineage: Eukaryota; Metazoa; Arthropoda; Insecta; Hemiptera; Cicadellidae. Gene Ontology annotation, biological process: regulation of transcription by RNA polymerase II. The record is from RefSeq and is a predicted model, not a curated record. Bases 285 to 2342 code for a protein of 685 amino acids. The transcript is spliced from 14 exons. Gene Ontology annotation, cellular component: transcription regulator complex; aryl hydrocarbon receptor complex; cytoplasm.